Messenger RNA from Miscanthus lutarioriparius, 393 nucleotides. The record is from the annotation of a GenBank genome assembly. NCBI's taxonomy places the organism in Eukaryota, Viridiplantae, Streptophyta, Magnoliopsida, Poales, Poaceae.
AUGGCUUCGUUUGCAUCGACGGCGGUUCUUCCGACCUGCGGCGCCGGGUGCGGCGCGCAGCGCGGCAGCCGGUGCGUGGCCCGCGCGUCCUUGGUGGCGGCGCCGGCUCCGGCGACGGCGAGGACGCACUACGAGGUGCUCGGGGUCGGGGCCGGCGCGAGCAGGUGCGAGAUCAAGGCGGCGUACCGGCGCCUGGCGAGGGAGGUGCACCCGGACGCCGGCGGCCGCGGCGACGAGGGGUUCAUCCGCCUGCACGCUGCGUACGCCACGCUUGCGGAACCCGACGAGCGCGCGCGCUACGACCGCGCCGUGGCCGUCGCCGCGCCGGUCCGGAGCAGGGCGGCGCCGGCGGGGUUCCGGCAGCGGAGGUGGGAGACGGACCAGUGCUGGUAG